This is a messenger RNA of Aspergillus niger, 1143 nucleotides long. RefSeq lists its product as hypothetical. The coding region runs from base 1 to 1143 and encodes 380 amino acids. NCBI's taxonomy places the organism in Eukaryota, Fungi, Ascomycota, Eurotiomycetes, Eurotiales, Aspergillaceae. The record is from RefSeq and is a predicted model, not a curated record. The transcript is spliced from 8 exons.
AUGGAUGAAGUGCUAUUCCCCAUUCUGUACAAGAGUAUCGAUCAUUUGAUGCCCAGUGCUUGCGGGAGGGAAUCUGGUCUGCUGGUCUGGGGACGGGAUACAUCAUCCAGCUGGAAUUGGCCUAGGGCAGGUGCUAGCAUGGACUUGAGAUGCGCCUAUAUGCAUAUUCGGAAUUUAGUGGAUCAUCCAGAUGCCACUGAACUUGCACUCGGUCACUGGGACAGAGUAUUUAGAAUUGGAGGGAUGACUCGCUUUGACAGGCAGUCCAUAGUGACAUGGACGUGGAGGCAGCUAUUGGCUUCAGCCGCUACCGAAGUUGUUCCCAUGGAUCGAAUUUUUGGGACACGGCAUCCCAAACCUUGUAACAAGAUCUCUUUCAGGGCCGAUACUGAAGGCCAGGACCCGUAUUCGACGCUUAGCACAAUUUAUGCCCAGAUGGAUGGCACAUGGGGAGUUGUUCGGUGCUGCAUGACCCAGCAUUUCUCCCGUUCGCUCACCUACUUCAUGCCGAGUAACCCAGCCAGUGGAUUUACCCAGAAAACACCAGACACAUGGCAAGAGGAAUAUCUGUCGUGCCAUACAUCGGGUGCUCUUUCAAGUCCCAACCUUAACGGCCGGGGUAGGUCUCAACGUAGCACCUCAGCUUCCACCCUUCACAUGCAACGUGUAGAGGCCAAGGAUUUAGCGAUGCCAUGUACCGCUUUGUACUGGGCUUUCCAGAAAUCUCAGAUACGAUGGCAACCGCUGCGCCUCGUCCCUUGCCUGAAGAAGCCUCUUGGGCCCUUGAGACCCGAUGUACAGGGAGAUCUGCAGGGCUACCUCGUGUUCCCAUCAGGUGAACAAGAAUUGAUCACAAAACGGCUCAUGGGCGGAUUCUCGUGGCCGUCUCAGAUCCCGGGAGGGGCUUGGUGGUGGGAAACUAUAUCCCUCACUAACUCUUCAUGGAAGCGUGGGGAAGCCCGAUUAGUAUUAGCAAGGGUCUUCUUCAAGUACGAUGACUUCAAAGAUCGGCAUCGGACUCCAGUCGUGCUUGAGAUUCCUACUCACACCGGAGUUGCCGUGACUUUGAUGCAGGAAUAUCGGGCAGAUGUAUUUCUUGGAGGGAUCUGUUGGGUUGACAUGCGGGAUGAUGCCAUAAGAUGA